UUCUCAACAAUGGCUGAAACAAAAGAAAGCAUAGUAAUGUUUCCCUACAUGGCUCAAGGCCAUAUUAAUCCUUUCCUAGCUUUAGCCCUUCGAAUUGAAAAAAGGAACAAAUACACCAUAAUUUUUGUUAACACCCCUUUAAAUAACAAGAAACUCAGAUCAUGUCUCCCUCUAAACUCCUCCAUUCAUCUCCUUGAAAUCCCUUUUAAUAGCUCAGAUCAUGACCUCCCUCCUAAUUCUGAAAAUUUGGAUUCUCUUCCUCAUCAUCUUUUCCUCAGUCUCCUUAAAGCUUCUCUAUCUUUGAAACCCCAUUUCAGGAAACUUAUAUAUAAUCUUAUCCAUCAAGAGAAUGGGCAAAAACCACUUUGCAUCAUCUCGGACAUGUUCUUAGGAUGGUGUAUAGAGAUAGCCCAAGAGUUUGGAAUAUUUCAUUCUAUAUUUAUUACUGGUGGUGGUUUUGGCUCUGCUUGUUACUACUAUUUCUGGCUAAAUUUACCUCACCGGAACACUGAUUCUGAUGAAUUUGUGUUGCCGGAUUUUCCUGAAGCUUCUACCUUUCAUGUCACUCAAAUGUCAGAGCCUUUAAGAGUCACGGAUGGAAGUGAUUCUAUUUCAGUGUUUCAUAGGGAAGAGCUACUUUGUCACUGGAGUAAAGCUGAUGGAAUUUUGUUCAACACAGUAGAGGAGAUUGACAAGCUUGGACUAAUGUAUUUUAGGAGAAAAUUAGGCCGACAGGUUUGGUCUAUUGGCCCUUUUAUUUUGUCUCCGGGAAGCAGAAGAGAUUUUGGAGUCUCCUCAGAGGUGUGUAAAAAUUGGCUUGAUAAAAAACCUUCUUGUUCAGUUCUCUAUGUGUCAUUUGGAUCACAGAACACUAUAUCUGCAUGGAAUAUGAUGCAAUUGGCAAUGGCUUUAGAGGGUUGUGGCAAGAAUUUCAUUUGGGUUGUUAGGCCACCAUUAGGCUUUGACAUAAACUCUGAAUUUAGAGCCAAUGAAUGGUUGCCUCAAGGAUUUGAAGAGAGAAUCAAAGACUCAGGACGUGGGCUAUUGGUUCAUAAAUGGGCACCCCAGGUGGAGAUUUUAUCUCACAAAUCUUUAUCUACAUUUUUGAGUCAUUGUGGAUGGAACUCUGUGCUUGAAUCACUGAGCCAUGGCGUGCCAAUGAUAGGGUGGCCAGUGGCAGCAGAGCAGUUUUAUAAUGUAAAAUUGUUGGAAGAAAUGAUUGGAGUAUGUGUGGAGGUUGCUAGAGGGAAGAGGAGUGAGGUUUUUCGUGAAGAUAUAAUGGAAAAAAUUAAGUUGGUGAUGAAUGAGAGUGAGAAGGGAAAGGAAAUGAGAGGGAAAGCUUUGCAAGUUAAGGCGAUAAUUAACAAUGCUAUCAAAGAUGAGGGAAAUUCUAAAGGGUCUUCUAUGGACGCCAUGGAUCAAUUCUUGAAUGCUGCAUUGAAUCUGAAAACAAAGGGGAAAUUCAACAAUGAGGUUUGA
Molecule: messenger RNA, 1479 nt
Organism: Pistacia vera
Lineage: Eukaryota; Viridiplantae; Streptophyta; Magnoliopsida; Sapindales; Anacardiaceae
Product: UDP-glycosyltransferase 92A1-like
Exons: 1
Coding region: 10-1479 (489 amino acids)
Molecular function (GO): UDP-glycosyltransferase activity
Source: RefSeq, a predicted model, not a curated record